CUGUCCCUUUAAGACGGAUAAAGCCGACAGCUCCGCACGAGCGGAGGCAUCGCUUUAUAUUUCACUAUCUACAGCUGCUGCGACAAUUCUCCAUUGUUUACCGCCUUUUCCAGUAAAUGUUCAUGUACAUGAAGUGUCGGUGGACAUUUUAAAUCCCGGAUGGAGAAAUGAGACGCUGGACGCAGCCGGUUUGCUCUGUGUGUGGAGAAUCCUGAGCUGCAGCACUAACUCUGGCGCAGUCCUCCACACAGCCCUUCUCUCACAGAGGGGCAGGCUGCUGGUUUUGAGCUUCCUAACCCUUUUGUUGUUUUUACUGCAUCCUGUGCACCCGCCAGCCAGUGAGUGAGUGAUACUUCAACUUCUCUCGGAACAAUAAACAAUAAUGGAAGACAAACGCAAGAAGCGCAGCCCAAAGGUGUCCCUCCCGCAGCCCCCUCCUCCCCCCAUCAACCCCCGCAAACUGUCUGUCUUACCCGCCAGCAAAAGUGCCACCUUCUCCCUCGGCCUGCCGCAGCCUCCCUCCCCCAAGAACAGAGGCAAGUACAAGAGGUCCAUAGGUGCGCCCGGCCAGCCUAGAGAGGUGUUCGCAGCCGUCGUAGCUCCACCAAAGACCACCAGGCCCCACAAAGAGAAGCCCAGGGCCCCACAGCCAGCAGGGCCCAGUAAAGUAGUCCAGUCUUCCCCCUUGCAGCACUCCUUCCUCACAGACGUCUCAGACGUCAGAGAGAUGGAGGGAGGCCUCCUCAAUCUCCUCAACGACUUCCACUCAGGCAAACUGCAGGCGUUCGGUAAGGUUUGCUCUUUUGAGCAGCUGGAGCAUGUGCGUGAGAUGCAGGAGAAGCUGGCGCGAUUGCACUUCAGCCUCGACAGCCACGUGGAGGAGCUUUCAGAGGACCAGAGGAAGUGUGCCUCCGAUCACAACCUGGAACACCUGCUCAGUAACCUGGAGGAGCUCAGCACCUCCAUACAAAAGCUCCACUUGGCCGAGAACCAGGACCUGCCCAAGACAUCUGGCCCCUGACAAGAGCGGAGGUGUGGAGGGCGGCGACCGCACACCCAUCGUCUCCCAACAUCUAACCAUGGCCAGGUUGCCAUGGCGUUGAUCCAGCUGCCUUAGUAACAGAAUGGAAAGACCCACAGGAGGAGGAGGAGCCAUUUCCCGCCCCAUUUGGUCAGUGAAACCAAGGGAACGAUACAGUAGCUUAAAGCAGCAGAGCAUUAAAUAAACCAAAACAUCAUCCCCUCCUUCAUGAAUCGCUAAAUGAUCAGAGGGUGGACUUCACAGUCGAAGAAGAACGAAACAUGCUGUGGUACAGUUUUGAACAUUUUUCAACUAGUUUCAGUUAGCAGUUACAUCAUAUGGUAACAACUGAAUCCAAGCGAGUGAAGUUGUUGCCUCUAUUUUCCUUUACAAAAAGCACAUUUUAUGAGAGUUGAAGACUUUAUACUGUGUUUCUUUAUUUCAUCAUAUGCCUGGAGUUUUGCUCAAUUUUAGAGCCGGUUCAGACCUGGUAUUCACAUCCGUCCUGAGAGAUCUGAUCACAAGUGGACAGCGUCAAGUUGGUCUGAUCACACCUGGUAUUAAAGUGUCUCCUGUGACCCCUUGUGAUCAGAUCUCACUCCCCCGCUCUAUGUCUCUUUGCAUAUGUGAGUGAGAAACAUAGAAAUCAUGAUGGGGUAAUCAGUGUUGAUAUUGUGGCCAUAGACAAAUCAAGUUAUGGUCAGUGAAUAGACUAAAAAGUUGUUUGAUUUAUUGUGAGAGUGUAGUGGGUCAGAGACGUCAGCUGAGUAGGUGGUCCUUCGUAUCAUAUGUAGAUUUGCAUUCACACAACAAAAAGAAAGUGGCUCAGACCGCCUCAGAAUGGGGUCUUGAGGACACAUCUGGGUACGGUCACACCACCUACGAUCAGAUCCCUCAGGACGGAGGUGAACACCAGGUCUGAACGGGGCCUUUGAUGGAACAUGUCUGCCAGUAAAGGUGUGAAAUAUGAACCAUCCUUUCGUAUCGAGUAGAAAAUGUAUUUGGCCGUUUUUUGACAAAACCACUGUGGUUAACUCUAAAGGUUAGAGGAAGUUUUCACCUUUUGCUAUUAUUCUGAAUGCACUCUCUCAUUUUAUAUAUUUGCUAAAAAGUUUAAUACCGACUGGAUUUCAACAAUAUCUGGACGAUCCUUUCUUGAAAAAAGGUGCAUUUUAAAAGGGACAGUGUGAGGAGACCUGUGUAGAAACUGUAUGUUUGAUUAACUUAUAUGUAAAUGUAUGUAAUAUAGUUGAUAAUGUUUCACCAAUGUGCAGUUCAGCUACUGUAUUUGCUUACACUGACGGUUUGAAAUAAUUGAAGUAGGGCGAUUUUGUCAGUGCUUCUUCAGGAUUGCCUUUAGGUUUUAUUUAUUGUGAAUGACGGCCAGUAGCAGCGUCCCUGCAAGCACAAACUAGUCCCCACUGCUACUGAGAGGCUGUAAAACCCACUUCUUGCAACCUGUAGAUCACAAAGAGAAUCUGCAGUUUGACACUGUGUUGGAUAACACAUCCACAGAGUAAUGCAGCUGGCAUAAGCCUUUGAGCAGUACUAUUUCAAAAUGGCAGCUACUUUCAUAGUUUUAAGAUUUAGGGGCUUAGAUUCAUUAAAUUCCAAACCUGGCAGCAACGUACCUUGGUCGUAAUAUAUAAUCCUUGACAAGACAGCUGAAGCGUGAUUUUAGUGUUUAAUCUGAAACAUUAAAGCAUGUCAAAGUAUUGGCACAUUUGUUAAUUAAAUCAUAAUCUAAGUCUUUUGCACUGCUUGCUAAGCCUACCUCUUUUACAAGGCCAUAGAAUAUGUGAAACCUCUCGUUGGGUUUGUACAUCAAAGAUCUUUAAGUGAGCUGUUUUCUGUUAUUUCACAUUUUAAGAGGGUUUAUUCACCCUUAGCUUUACACAUCAUGCCAUAUGAAUUGGACACAGUUAAAACAACCCAAAAACUUGUGUAUUCUCAUGUGUGUCACCAACUGUACCCAUGAAUAAAGGCGAAUCAGGUUAAA
Molecule: messenger RNA, 3020 nt
Organism: Hippoglossus stenolepis (Pacific halibut)
Lineage: Eukaryota; Metazoa; Chordata; Actinopteri; Pleuronectiformes; Pleuronectidae
Gene: ccdc28b
Product: coiled-coil domain containing 28B
Exons: 6
Coding region: 383-1021 (212 amino acids)
Source: RefSeq, a predicted model, not a curated record